This is a messenger RNA of Penicillium brasilianum, 1479 nucleotides long. The record is from the annotation of a GenBank genome assembly. Lineage: Eukaryota; Fungi; Ascomycota; Eurotiomycetes; Eurotiales; Aspergillaceae.
CCUAUACCUACCCCUCACCCACUAAGUCUGACUAGUUCAACUUAGUCCCAAAACUCGAACUCAAACGCUAAAAAAAACCGAGCCAGACUCUCCGAAAACUCCCUGCUCGACGUCAUCUCCAUAAUCCCCCGCGUCUGAUUGGCCCCACGGGGUCUCCGGGGGAUAAACUCGGGAUCUUCCAUCGAACUCUUUCCACCCCGCCCUCAAGACAUCCUCCACACAACGCUCAACGCUUUCUUCUUGAGCCUCUCAGACUAAGGGAAUUUACUCCGCCUUUGACCUUGUGAGAGGGGAAUCAGACCUUGGUGGACAACCCUGCGGGUUCAGCCUGUUAUUUAAUUCUCGCCCGCUGCUCUGGUACCGAGCAGAUCGAUAUCCGGUUCGAACUUCACCUCUUGCCUCUCUCUCUGCUUUUGCGAACCACCACCAUCGCUACCACUUCUUCCUCCACCGAUAUCGCCUCUUACCGCAAUCACAACAACAAGUCUACGAGCCACUGCCAUCUCUAGCUCAAUCAUGAGUACCAAUAGACCCUUCCUCGCCAACUUCCUGGCCGCCUUUCGCGCCCAGUCCACCAUCAAAACCGCCUCCCAACAAACAACAACAUCCUCCUCUCUCUCCUCAGCACAGAUCUCCACGGGCGCCCGAACAAUAGCCUCCAAAUCAGGCCAACACCAACACCAACACCAACACGCCUCAUCCUCACAACCCGCCCCCUCUUCCUCAACCUCAACAUCCGCCUCCGCCCUCCCAACUGUAUCAGCAUCAACUGCUCAAACCCAAGCACAACAAUACCACUCCCACCACUACCACACCACUGACCCCGCUACCUCUCAACCCCAAACUCCCUCGGCAACAUCAACCUCCACACCAAUCCCUAUCUCCCGCGGUCCAGACCGCCAACGCCGCGGCAGUGACUCGUCGUCCGGUUCGGGCGGGUUUAGGGAUGCCCUUGGCCCGGAGAAAUGGUAUAUCGGGGGACGGACGCCUGCUGGGGAGGAGAGGUUUUACCGGUUGGGGAUGGUCACGAAGGGGGGUGGGAGGCUUGGGGGCGGAGGGAGGGUGGGGAGCAUUGANUGGGGGGGGGAGCAGGAGAAAGUUGGGAAGAAAAAGAAAAUUCUAGAUGGAAAUCUGUGUUUGGAUUUAGAUGAGAUGAGUGUUUUGAUGGAAGACUGAAGGAUGGGCUUGAUGUUGGGAUGAUUUUCUAUGGCUUGGCUUGGACUGGAUUCCACGCAGGCGUUUGGGUAUGCAAUGAUUUGGGAAUGCGGCAAGAGUAUGAGCAAAAAUGAUACACGCAGAGCGUGGAGACUAGUUUCUCUAUUCUAUGAUUUGGAGUUAUGUUUUGUUUUAUAGAUGCUAGCUUGUGGAAUACUGGAUGUGGCAUGCGUCUUGUUAUAUCACUAUCAUUACGAUCAUCUUUGUGUUGGUGAUGAUACCCUGAAUACUUAUUCUGGUAGAUACAACUUCGAGUGAAGGAAG